Pararge aegeria (speckled wood butterfly) is the source of this 4130-nucleotide messenger RNA. RefSeq lists its product as uncharacterized. The coding region runs from base 199 to 2799 and encodes 866 amino acids. Gene Ontology annotation, cellular component: cytoplasm; nucleus. The transcript has 6 exons. The record is from RefSeq and is a predicted model, not a curated record. NCBI's taxonomy places the organism in Eukaryota, Metazoa, Arthropoda, Insecta, Lepidoptera, Nymphalidae. Gene Ontology annotation, molecular function: ATP binding; protein serine/threonine kinase activity. Gene Ontology annotation, biological process: signal transduction; peptidyl-serine phosphorylation.
CUGUAACAACAUGGCGAAGGCGAACUUUCAAUUUAGUUUAUAAUCUUCAUUAUACUCAUUUAAAAUAAUUACAUGUGGUUUAGUUUUGUUUGUUUUUGGAAGAUACACUAGCCCGGUACAGUUCAAUUUUUUUUUUAUUUAUUAAUAUCGAUAUUAUCAAAGUUAUAGUGGGAAUUUCGAUUUAGAGGAAUAAAGAAUAUGCCGAGGCGCGGCUUUGAGGAGACUAGUGUGGAUGUCAGCUUCACUGAUGAUGAGGCCUUACCCCCAGGAAUCGUAUUCACAGAUACGAUACAAAAUAAAUGGCGAAUAGGGAAGCCAAUAGGUCGAGGAAGCUUUGGCCGGAUAUACUUGGCCUCCGAUGACAGUGAAAAAGAGGUGACAAAGCUGAAUGCUCGCUAUGUGGUUAAAAUAGAACCACACACUAAUGGUCCUCUGUUUGUGGAAGUCCAUUGCCUCAUUAGGACUGCCCAGGUCAAUGAAGUUAAAGCGUGGAGACAUCAAAACAAAAGAAAGCGAUUAGGUAUGCCAAUAUACAUAGCAAGUGGCUCGUUUACACACGAAAGCACUGGCAUCAAAUACAGAUUCCUAGUCCUUCCUCGUUAUGAUGUUGAUCUUCAGAAAAUAAUCUCAAAGACUAAAGUGUUAGACUUAAGAAAUGUUCUUGUGAUUGCUAUACAAAUACUUGAUGUGUUAGAGUAUUUUCAUAGCAAAGGGUACACUCAUUCUGAUAUAAAAAGCUCCAAUCUUAUGCUAGGUUUUGAUGGAAAUAAAUACAAUAAAGGACUUAUCAAACCAACACAGUCAUUCCAAAAAGAUAAUAAGCAAAUUGUGUUAUUAACAAAGAAACACAGGAAAUCCAAAAGUAGCAAGACUAGAGUCUCAAAUUAUUAUGAGGACGAAGAUUAUAAAGCCAGGGAAAGAUCAUCCACAGAUGCCCAAGAAGAUAGUGACAAACAUUUGGCAACAGUUAAAAAGAAGUUGAGAAAAAUACUAUCUGAUAAGGACAGUAGGUCAUUGCAUCGGCAUCAUGCUUUCAAUCUUAGACAACUAUCAAGUUACGUCAAUUAUGAGGACUUGAACAGCUCGGUAUGUUCUGAUCAAUCAUAUCAAAAUUUUCUCGAUGAUUUUGGACAUUAUUAUUCACCAAAAAAAGUUUAUAAUGACAAGACAAUACUUGAUAAAAGCUGCACUGAGCAUACUGAUGAAAUACAUAAAGAAGCAGUUUUAUACCAAUCGAAUGGUCAAAUCUAUUUACUUGAUUAUGGCCUUGCAUCAAAAUUUCUAGAUUCAAAAGGAGACCACAAAGUAUUUGCUAUGGAUGCUAGGAAAGCUCAUGAUGGUACUUUGGAGUACAGUUCCAGGGAUUCUCAUGUUGGAGCACAUUCAAGACGUUCAGACCUUGAAACUCUGGGAUACAAUCUCUUGGAUUGGCUCACAGGGACUUUACCCUGGAAAACAUCUGAAGUAUUGGCUGAGCCAGACCUUGUCCACAUUUUAAAAAAGAACUUUAUGAAUGACACUAAGUUGUUACUCAAAACCUGUUUCAAAACUGAAUUCUAUCCACAGUUCCUAGAAAAAUAUCUGCAGUACAUAAAAAGUCUUGAUUUCACUGACAAACCUGAUUAUGACUAUUGCAGGAGUUUGUUCAGGGGUGAGCUAUUGAAAAAUGGUUAUGUAUUGGAUAAAGAAUUGAACGUCAACUUUGCUGAAGCACCAAUGUCUCCAAUGCGAAGCAAGUGUUACACAAAAAGAUUUGGUAGGAAAAAUACUCCUCAAGAUUUCAUUGCCCGUAAUGGGAUUAAGAAAGCAUACGAAAGAGAGAAUUUAUGUUCCUUAGAAAAUGAUCUCAAACUAGAACUUUUAAAACAGACAUUAAAUACAUCAAGCGAAGGCAUACGCAAACCGUGCGCUUCCAGAAACUUCUUUAUAUCAGAUGCGGACUUGGUGGCCCGUUUGAAAAAGUCGUUAAUGCCCCACGACGUUUUCGGUAAGAAACUUUCACCGAAAAACUUGAGGUCUAAGAAGAAGACAACUGUACCUAAACGCAAAGGUGUCAGAAGACAUAGAAAUAGCAUUGGGAAGUUUGGCAAAUUUAUGGGUUCGGCAAAACAAUUCACUUGGGCAGAAAUUUUAGCCCGAAACCCUGAAGAUAUUAUUCGCAAGGAGCGUAACCCUGUAACUGGGCAUGAAGAAGAGGAUGAUGAUUCUAAUUGCAAGUAUAGAAUAAGGAAACUUUCGAAUGCAUCUGAAAACUCUGACACACAAUCUCCGAUACUACAAAAAGAGUACUUACAUGAUAAAAACCCUACUUACGCUAUGAAAGAAGUUAUAGCCAACUUAAAUAAAAGAAUAAAUAGUAAGACCACAAAAGAGACUGAUGAGGGACACCCUCAACUAGAAGGAUAUACUCCAGCGAUGAUGACAUAUUAUUUGAUAAAACAAAAGCGGGAGGCAAAGGAAAAACUAGAGUCGCAAAUCAAACAACAAUGUGUAAAGGAAGUCACGGUACGAUGUACAAGAUCAAUGAGGAAUAAAUCGAACAACUCCGAACCCAGGUCAACAUCUACUAAGAGAAAGGUUACUAAUACUAAGGAUAUUGAUGAGAAAAAUAUCGAAAAUACCGUACAGGUGACUCCUCGGAAGAGUAAUCGGAAAACUAAGGGCAAGGGUACCCCGAAGACUGAACUUAAAACUGUAGAGAGUCCUAACAAUACAACUAAAACUAAAAAAACACCUAGAAAAUCUACUGUGACAGUCAACAGGAGAAGAUUAAGAAGUAGUAAACGUAGGAAAAGCUAAGUUAGCUCACAUUAGAAUUCAUUAGCUAUUUACUUAGCUUAGUACAUUUACUUUUAGUGCUCCUAAGCAGCAGAUUAUAAAGCUAAAGUGUUUGUCUAUGUAUUAAUUUUAAGAACUAGAAAUACUUUCAAUGCACUUGCUAGUAUUUUCCUGUUUUACUAUGGCAACCUAAAUAACUUAUUAUCUUAUAAUUUUGUUAAAGGGUAAUUUAUUUAGUAACUAAAAAUAUCAGUAAUUCUCGAUUGAGAGAAGUAAUCAUAAUUUAUAAUUCCAGGUAAUAUAUAAAAGAAAUUCAUAAUUAAAAAUUGACACCCCUGAAUUAUUGGACUGACUUGACUUCUUAUUUACGCGUAAGUGUGCGUGUGAAUGUUUGAAUUAGAAAAUGUGAGCCGCUUUCAAUAUAUUACUACCCUUUUCAUUGUAACAAUUUAGCGUUUCUUAUGCCAAAUACGAACAUUUCCCCUCCCCAUACAAGUUCACAAUAUAACAAAAAAAUUAAAAUACAUAUAAAUAUUUCAGAACUGUAUUUUAUAGGGACAGUCAUAUAGUUAAACGAUUGCUACCCUAAAAGGUCCUAGAAACCAACCCCUAACUAAACUUUGUUUUCACGAUCGCAAGAGGCCCCUAGUUAAGGGGAACCGUUGUUGUACAAAGUUGUACUUACCGGUUUUAUUGAAGGUUCAGAUAAAACGGUAACUUAAACUUGUAUUGUAAUAUGAGUAUGAUAUUUAAAAAAAAAUGUAUUCAUGUUAUUUUUUAAAAAGAAACUUCCUUAUAUCCUUAUAUAUGAUGAAAUUGGGCAUUAGCAUGUUAAAAUAUGAGGUUUUUUUCUCAGCAAUACAAACAUCAUUUUAUACCUGGUGUUUGGGAGUACUAUUAGAAAUGUUACGAGUUCAAAAUGAUUUACAAUUUAAGUAGGCACCUAAGUAGCAGUAAGUUAUAAUGAGAUCCUUGCAUUUAAAUUGAAACAAAAAAACUGUUAUCUGUUUUAAAGUGUAUUUUUUAUAUUGGGAACACUAAAAACUUCACUUUGUUUUUAUUUGCAUAAUCUAUAGAAAAUCACAAACAAAUUAUUUAGAAUGCAGUUUUGUAUCUAUGCUGACACAACCGCAUUCACAAUCAUUUACUAUGAAGUUGGUUAUUUUUGAACUUGGUCAGACAUUAAGAACCCACCCAUUACAAAAAAGAGCGCCAAAAUAUGAAAUAAUUACCAUUUCAUUACAUUAAAACAUAAUUUUUUUUUUUAUUGUUUUUGUUAAAUUCAAACAACUGUUUUUCUUGGGACAUCAAAUCAUUGUUAAUUGCCAUUAGUUUCAAAUCGUUUUGUGAUU